Messenger RNA from Phragmites australis (common reed), 1119 nucleotides. RefSeq lists its product as uncharacterized. Gene Ontology annotation, molecular function: phosphatidic acid transfer activity. The transcript has a single exon. The record is from RefSeq and is a predicted model, not a curated record. Lineage: Eukaryota; Viridiplantae; Streptophyta; Magnoliopsida; Poales; Poaceae. Gene Ontology annotation, cellular component: mitochondrial intermembrane space. Bases 307 to 897 code for a protein of 196 amino acids. Gene Ontology annotation, biological process: phospholipid transport.
CAAACAUGAAAUACGUUUUCUCCCCAGAAAGGCGAUAAAUUUGGAGUGUGCUUUGCCAGCACACGUGGCAGCACAAGGGGAAACGGAGCACGUGCCGACCGCACCGCUCACGCUCGCCGGCAGGUUCCGGCUGCCUUCCUCUCCAAUCCAGCGGCGGCAGCCUAUAAAAAUCGCCUCUCCUCAUCCAUUUCCCCCUUUCCUACCUCCGCCUCCUCCCCUCGCCAAGUCGCCACCCUCGCCGCAAGAACGAAGAAAUCAAAUCAAAUCAAGCCAAAAUCCCCACCCCACAAGGCUAAGGCCAAGGCCAUGGUGGUGUACACGCAGGAGCACGUGUACCGGCACCCGUGGGACCGCGUGACGGCGGCGGCGUGGCGCAAGUUCACGGACCCGGCCUCCCGCACGGCGCUCUCCCACGUCGCCGACGUCCACACCCUCCACCGCCGCCUCGACCCGGCCGCGGGCCGCCUCCACGCCGCGCGAUCCAUCACCGUCCGGUCCCCGCCGCUGCCCUUCAUACUCCGCCGCCUCCUCCCGUCCGCCGCGGCGUCCCCGUCGGGCGCCGCGCUCUGCCACUGCGUCGAGACCUCGCUCGUCGACGCGCCCCGGCAAGCCAUGGACGUCGUCGUGCGCAACGUCAGCCUCCGGGGCCUCAUCGAGGUCGAGGAGCGCGCGUCCUACCGGCCCCACCCGGACCGGCCCGACGAGUGGACGCAGUUCAGGCAGCAGACCACUAUCCGGUGCCGCCCGCUCGCCGCGCUCGCAGCCGUCGCCGAGAAGGUCGAGAACCGAUGCGCCGAGAGGUUCCUGCAGAACAGCGCCAAGGGGAGGGAGGUCGUCGAGCGGAUCUGCCGGUACCUCGAGGCCGAGGCCGCCGGCGCCGCGCCCUCCGCUGUCUGAUAUGACCUGAUCUGGUUUGCGCCUCCUUCCUUGAUCUGAUCCGGAUCGAAGGGUUCGCUCGAUCUGUGCUGCGUUUGCACGGCCAAAUCGGUCCUGGCCUCGUAUGCAUCUUUCGUUUUCUUUUCUUUUGUUUGCAAUGAUGAGCUGAAUCCUGUAUGGAAUAAAGCUUGAGCCAUAGACUUAAUUAAUUCUUCUGCUAUCUAUGGAACCAGUUUAACGCCU